AUGGAGAACCCUGAUUGGCGGGCCGCGGGGGUGAAAAAGGGCGUUAUGAACGACCGCUUUCGAGGUGGUGAUUUUGCGGGUUGCGGGUUGGUGCUGUUCCCGCUGGGGACCGACUUCUGCUGCUGCCCGCGCGGCUCAGGCCGUAAGGCUGCGGGUCCAUCACCAGCUACACGCGCUUCACGGACCCUCCCUGGAGCACAGCAAUUCGAAUAA
Messenger RNA from Aspergillus welwitschiae, 213 nucleotides. RefSeq lists its product as uncharacterized. NCBI's taxonomy places the organism in Eukaryota, Fungi, Ascomycota, Eurotiomycetes, Eurotiales, Aspergillaceae. The transcript has 2 exons. The coding region runs from base 1 to 213 and encodes 70 amino acids. The record is from RefSeq and is a predicted model, not a curated record.